CUUGAUUCUGACCAAUGACUGAUUCUGACACUAGCGGGAGUGUGCGUGUUGGGAACGAGGCAGGAGCCGUUUCCUGGGUGCGUUAGGAGCGUCACACAGGACAGCGUUGAAGUGGUUAGCUGGCGACGUGACCGCGAGUUUGAGAAGAUAAGUUUAGAGCAGGGCAGUGCGAGCAGACGAAGGCAGCCCCGUGAGGGCAAGUGUGCUGUGGCGGUCCUGCUAGCGAAAGAUGAACAAGAACCACCGAGUGCCGAGCAACCGAACUCUGGGCGCCGUGGAGGUGAAGAGCAAGUUUGGAGCUGAAUUCCGCCGGUUCUCCCUGGACCGGUCUAAGCCGGGCCGGUUUGAUGAGUUCUAUAGGCUCCUACAGCACAUGCACCGGAUCCCAAACGUGGACCUGCUGGUGGGCUACGCUGACGUCCACGGUGACCUGCUGCCAAUCAACAACGAUGACAACUACCGCAAAGCCAUCUCUGUGGCUGACCCCGUGCUACGCCUCUUCCUGCAGAGGAAAGAGGAAGCCGACUACUCUGCGUUUGGUCUGGACUCUCUGACCCGUCCCAAGAAGACAGUCCUAGCGGCCAUGUUGCUACGGCCUGAUGCCAACCGGAAGAAGCCCCUUGUGAUCAUCAGCCUGCCCAGGGAUUUCAGGCCCGUCUCCUCCAUCAUCGAUGUGGAUAUCCUCCCUGAGACACACCGCCGCGUUCGCCUCUACAAGCAUGGCCAGGAGAAACCGCUGGGCUUCUACAUCCGAGACGGCUCCAGCGUCCGGGUCACGCCCCAGGGCCUGGAGAAGGUUCCUGGGAUCUUCAUCUCCCGCAUGGUGCCUGGGGGCCUGGCUGAGAGCACUGGCCUGCUGGCCGUCAACGACGAGGUGCUUGAGGUCAAUGGCAUCGAGGUGCAAGGCAAGUCUCUGGACCAGGUGACUGACAUGAUGAUCGCCAACAGCCACAACCUCAUCGUGACGGUGAAACCGGCCAACCAGCGCAACAACAUCGUACGGAGUGGCGGAGGGGGCGGGGCAGCGUCCGGGAGCUCGGGGCACUCGUCCGACAGCGGCACCAGUUUCUACGGCUACUCCUCCCCGGGCACUGCCGUGGCGACGACUCCGGCACACAUCAUCCAGAACUUCCAUCCAGAGGAGCUGGAGAGUGAUGAGGAUGAUGAGGACCUGGUGAUAGAGGUGGACGGAGAGGCCAUGCCCAUCCCACGGACCUCCUCGGCCAGCUGUACCACACCCUUCAUUCCUCGCUACGUGCCCCAUCUGGACCUCCGCACCACCAACGGAGCCCUGGCCUCCCACAACCGCUCCGGCUCACUGGGCACGCUCAGCACUGCCGACAGGGGCCUGGAGGGAAGGAGCUUAGAGGAGGAAGGCACCGUCAUUACACUGUAAACACACGCUGUCGUAGUUGCACAGUAUUUACGGGAACGCAAACACAUAGUCUUACAUACACUGAAGCGCACCCUCAUGCAUACACAAAGAACGACAACAUCCACACAUGCGUGCCAUAGUAUCGACACCGCCCUCCCUAUGCUGUCUGACAGACACAUUGAUUACCAUGGUGUUUUGUGUGGAGGAGGAAAGUGACUCUGCCUCGGAGAAAGGCCUCCGACUUCUCAUUGACAACCAUAAAAAGCACUUGUUUCUAUUUCGUGAGGGGGAGACUGUGUUUCUAUGGUCUUCCACUUGAGGGCAGCAAUGAGAUGCUACACUGUUGUUUUUUCAAUUUUGUGAACCAUAGGAAAAUACUGAUUUUAAUGACUGAACAAAAUGAAUGGAUGAAUGAAUGAUUGCAGAUAUCUUUAGGUUCUGACCUUUCCCUAGCUUUUCUACCCUGGUUUGUUUGAUAGAGGAGACUACAUUUCACAAUCUGCWUUUGCCUUGUCACUUUGCAAAUGACAACAACCACUCCCCUAGGCGAAUCACAGCUUGUGAUUUGGGAACAAAAGUAAUGGCUUCUAUCCUACAUGUUACCAUACUAACUAACAAAGAGUAGAGGUCUGCAAUAAUACUCCGAUUUUAGUCUGAGGAGAAACAAUAUAUAUAUGGGUCUCUCUUCAUGGACCUGGACAUGAUUAACCACUAUUCCUGUGUURUCUCCCCAAGCUUUUAAUGUUGAUAAUCACGAGAGAAAAAACUAGAAGCAAUUUAUGCGAAGCAACUGAAGUUACAAAAAUCUCUCCAACAUGGUUAGAACUAUAAUUUUGUUAUCAUGSAUUGUCAUUCCUUGUAUCCGUAGAUCUGUCCAUGGGUUUGAGAGUGGUUUCAUUUCUCUAAACCCCAUCCUUCAGCCAUCUACRAAGAUAGUGGCGGGGAGUCAGUUUUGUUUGAACCGCAGAUUGCCGCUUUAAAUAUUUUCAUGCUAUUUCUUUUACUGUUUUAUUUCAAUGUAAACUGGUUCACUGUAUGAUUUUUUUUAUUUAGUUGAAAAUAAGUAUCUCAAUUGACCGUCACAGACCAACACCUCAUCUGACAGGUGUGCUGUCACUGCCUGGAUGAAGAUCGGUCUUAUUUCUCAUCGAACUUCUCUUUCCUCACGACAAGGGCUAUUUCCCCACUUCGUGUACAUAGUGUGACAGAAUGUGAUUGUAAAUGUGAUUCUCUGAGAACUAUGACGCUUCACUCAUCUCAGCAUGUUCUCUCUCUCUCUCUCUCUCUCUCUCUCUCUCUCUCGCUGGCUCUCUCAUCUGUCUGGUUUGGGAGGAUGUAUCUUUAACAACAGAUGGUGGCUUUCCUAGUUUUCCAUCUCUGAGUUCACUUGGAUGUGGCCUGAAUCAUUCACAUUUGAAGAGUGUCCUCACUUCAUGUACAGUAUUUAUUCACUAUUUCAUUGUAUAUUUUUUUGGAGUAACCCUCAAUCCGAUCUUCAACAGAAUGUGAUACUGGUAUAGAUGAACAGUUGGACCGUGACACUGAGUACGACACAGAUGUUACGUAACUUAGAGCUKGGACACUAAUGAACCCA
Molecule: messenger RNA, 2969 nt
Organism: Salvelinus sp. IW2-2015
Lineage: Eukaryota; Metazoa; Chordata; Actinopteri; Salmoniformes; Salmonidae
Product: partitioning defective 6 homolog beta
Biological process (GO): regulation of cellular localization; establishment or maintenance of cell polarity; centrosome cycle
Cellular component (GO): cell cortex; nucleus; apical plasma membrane
Molecular function (GO): protein binding
Source: RefSeq, a predicted model, not a curated record